This is a messenger RNA of Herpailurus yagouaroundi (jaguarundi), 3643 nucleotides long. It is a transcript of the gene DAGLB, whose product is annotated as diacylglycerol lipase beta. Gene Ontology annotation, molecular function: triacylglycerol lipase activity. The record is from RefSeq and is a predicted model, not a curated record. The coding region runs from base 106 to 2163 and encodes 685 amino acids. Gene Ontology annotation, biological process: neurogenesis; diacylglycerol catabolic process; arachidonate metabolic process. Lineage: Eukaryota; Metazoa; Chordata; Mammalia; Carnivora; Felidae. Gene Ontology annotation, cellular component: cytoplasm; plasma membrane. The transcript has 16 exons.
GCGGAGUCGCAGUCAGCUUGGCGUUGGUUCCGAGAGGGCGCGGGGCUUCGAGUGGCCGCCGGCGCGCGGCAGGCUGGCCCGAGGCCGGGCAGCGGGGCCUCCGCCAUGCCCGGGAUGGUGCUCUUCGGUCGGCGCUGGGCCAUCGCCAGUGACGACCUGGUCUUCCCGGGGUUCUUCGAGCUGUCCCUGCGAGUGGUGUGGUGGAUUGGCAUUUUGACUUUGUACCUCCUGCACAGAGGCAAGCUGGACUGUGCUGGCGGUGUCCUCCUCAGCAGUUACUUGAUUGUUCUUAUUGUCCUCCUAGCAGUUAUAAUAUGUACCCUGACAGCCAUCGUAUGUGUCAGCAUGAAAGGAACCAUUUGUAACCCUGGACCACGGAAAUCCAUGGCUAAGCUGCUUUACAUCCGCCUGGCGCUCUUUCUGCCAGAGAUGGGCUGGGCUUCUCUGGGGGCCGCCUGGAUAGCAGACGACAUUCAGUGUGACAAGACGGUUGUGAAUGGCAUCAUUGCCACUGUCGUUGUCAGCUGGAUUAUCAUUGUCUCCACUGUGGUUACCAUUAUCGUCGUCUUUGACCCACUAGGGGGGAAGAUGGCUCCGUAUUCCUCUGCUGGCCCCAACCACCUGGACAGUCAUGAGUCGAGCCAGCUACUUAACGGCCUCAAGACAGCAGCUACCAGCGUGUGGGAGACCAGGAUCAAGUUACUGUGCUGCUGCGUCGGGAAAGAUGACCAUACUCGAGUUGCUUUUUCGAGUACGGCAGAGCUUUUCUCAACCUACUUUUCAGACACAGAUCUGGUGCCCAGCGACAUUGCGGCGGGCCUCACCCUUCUCCAUCAGCAACAGGACAACAUCAGGAACAGCCAGGAGCCUGAUGAGGUCAUCAGCCAUUCCCCAGGCCCCCCCCAGGAAGCUGAUUUAGAUGCAGAGUUAGAAAAUUGCCAUCAUUACAUGCAGUUUGCAGCAGCCGCCUACGGGUGGCCCCUGUACAUUUAUCGGAACCCCUUCACAGGGCUGUGCAAGAUCGGUGGGGACUGUUGUAGAACCAGGACGGCAGAAUAUGACUUGGUUGGAGGUGAUCAGCUCAGCUGCCAUUUUGGCUCCAUCCUGCAGACGACAGGGCUACAGUACAGGGACUUCAUUCACAUAAGCUUUCAUGACAAGGUCUACGAGCUUCCCUUUCUAGUGGCUCUGGACCACAGGAAGGAGUCCGUCGUGGUGGCAGUGAGAGGAACCAUGUCUCUCCAGGACAUCCUCACGGACCUGUCAGCGGAGAGCGAGGACCUGAACUUGGAGUGUGGGGUGCAAGACUGUUCAGCGCACAAGGGGAUUUCUCAAGCCGCCAGAUAUGUGUACCAGCGCCUCAUCAACGAUGGGAUCUUGAGCCAAGCGUUCAGCAUUGCUCCCGAAUACCGGCUAGUGGUCGUGGGACACAGCCUGGGGGCCGGCGCCGCGGCCCUGCUGGCCAUCAUGCUCAGGAGCUCGUACCCUCAACUCCGGUGCUACGCCUUCUCCCCGCCCCGGGGGUUGCUGAGCAAAUCCCUUUAUGAACACUCCAAGAACUUCACCGUGUCGCUUGUGCUAGGCAAGGAUAUCAUCCCCAGGUUAAGUGUGACCAACUUGGAAGAUUUGAAGAAGAGAAUCUUGCGAGUGAUCGCGCACUGUAACAAGCCCAAGUACAAGAUCCUGCUGCGCGGGUGCUGGUAUGAGCUGUUCGGAGGCGACCCUGACAACCUUCCAACAGAGCUGGACGGGGGCGCCCAGGGACACCUGACGCAGCCGCUUCUGGGGGAGCAGAGCCUGCUGACGCACGGGUCCCCGACAUACAGCUUCUCCAGCGACUCCCCCCUGGAGUCCCCCGCCAAGUACCCCCAUCUCUACCCUCCCGGCAGGAUCAUCCACCUGGAGGAAGAAGGCACCUCAGGGAGGUUUUGCCGCGCCGCCGCUCGGUACAGUGCGAGGUGGGCACACGAAUCACAGUUCAGCAAAAUACUCAUCGGCCCGAAGAUGUUAACGGACCACAUGCCCGACGUCCUGAUGAAAGCCUUGGACAGCGUGGUGUCCGACAGGGCCGCGUACGUUUUCUGUCCCCCCGGAGGUGGCUCCAACGUGGACGUGGUGAGUCUGAACCCGACAGACUGGAUUUUCCUGGCUACACAAUCUUAGUGCAUCACUGUAAGGGUACGGAUGGGUCUUCUCCUGGGUGGCGCUAAGGGUCAGCCCCGAGGUCAGGCUGGGAACUGGGGCCACUGCUCCUCGGCGCUCCAGCCUCAACAUCAAGCUGCUUUAUUUUCACCUAUUACUUUGGCUUUUGGACGUCAGCCAGUGGAUUCCGAGGGAGUUUAUAAUAAAGCACUUACACGUGUCGUUCGUGUCUGUACAGUGACAUACUCUUCCCCUGGAUGUUUGCGGGAAGGCCUGUUUUACUGGCUAGUUUUACAGCAAUCGCGUUUGAAAAGCUUUCUGUCUGAACAAAAAUGAAGUCUUCUUGGAUAGUUUUUUUCUUGGAGCUCUGGGCUAAAGACUGAGAUUGCAAAGACAUCUGAUUUAACCCCACCGAAGCGCUAGGAAAUGACGGUAAAUUGGUCUCUUUAAAAAGCAUAAAUACACCAGGAUGGGGAGAGAAGAGAAAGAACAAAUGGUUGAUUGGAGGAAAACAGGAUCUUACGUGGAGGAGGAAAGACCAGAACUGCCCUGGUUUACAGCUCAGAUUCCCCAGGCACCUGGGACAGAGCGCGGCACAGGACUAGUCAGGUGAGCUGGUCUGCCAGAAAGCUGGAAGAAAUCUGGCCCUUGGUUCGCAAUGGGGUGGAGGGGGCCCCGGACAGCAGCGCACUUGAAGGCAAGGGGAUGAGGUCUCUCAGCUUCUCACCCUUGUAUGCCAGAACCUUCAUGAAGAUUCUCCAAGUUAUCUGACCUCUAGAGACCCUUCCCUCAGGGCCUUUGAGCUGUCACAGCCAUUAACGCCUUAGGUUCCACAAACCUGCAAAGGCCCAUUUAGAAAACUCCAGUUGAGAUGCCACGGUAAUGUCCAGUUGCUGUGAGUUUGGGUUCUAGACACAGUUCCUGUAGUUCCUGUACACUCGGGGCAGAAAGCUGACAGAUCUAAGACGCCCGUGGACGCCACCUGUGGGCUUGUUUCCAAUCUGCUUUGUAAAGGCUGUCGACCUUUAAGCCCGAGGCCAAGGACCACCAGGCACGUGAGCGACAAGCAACCAGGAGAAACUUCCAGCUACCCCCACCACAACUUGCGGACAGAGAAGACAGAUCCCGAGACUGAAAAAGUGGCAGAUAAUGAGAAAGAACACCUGAAAUUUAAAGGAAAAAAGAUGAACUCCAAAGCAGCCAGGCGGCGGCCACCUGCAGAAGGGCAGGCAGGACAGAGGGGGAAGUACAAGGGACAGCAGCCGCACAGGGUGUGCAAGGCGGGAAGACAUCCCACACAACUGCAGUGGCCAAGACGUGAGAGCACGGGUUCCCCACAUGCUUCUUUCUCAGGAAACACCCGGAGAAUGUGUUCAGCAAGAGGAAGCAAGUUAAGAGACAAGGAGCCGGGGGCACCGGCUGGCUCGGUAGGUAGAGCAGUGCCUCCUGAUCUUGGGGUCGGAGUCUGAGCCCCACGUUGGAGGUAGAGAUUACUAAAAAA